Messenger RNA from Sphaeramia orbicularis (orbiculate cardinalfish), 3190 nucleotides. RefSeq names its product IQ motif containing E (gene iqce). The record is from RefSeq and is a predicted model, not a curated record. Gene Ontology annotation, molecular function: protein binding. The transcript is spliced from 21 exons. NCBI's taxonomy places the organism in Eukaryota, Metazoa, Chordata, Actinopteri, Kurtiformes, Apogonidae. The coding region runs from base 346 to 2559 and encodes 737 amino acids.
AUUAACAGCUGCCUGGUUGCUAGACGACUCUGCUUGAAACACUGAUGUGAAAACAGUAACCUCCGCAUGGAAAGAAAGCGAAAUGUAAAGGGAUAUCUUUAUGUAUUGCUCAGCAGCUUCUGACGCCGCUUUAUCGCUGUAUUACAUUGGAAAUUCGCACUGAUUUAGAGGAAAAACCUGAGUUGAAGUUCAGCUAACGCCUCUUUUGUUGUUCCAUGUUUGUACUUAAGCUGCUAGCAGUGAAGAGGGACGACCUGGAGUCCGCUUUCUGACCUGGAAAAAUGAGAGGAUUACACAUGGUGGAAGUCAAGUUUGUCAACUUAACUUGACGUUUGUUUUCCAGUUAUGUUCAGUUCUACUGCUAAAAUGUCUGUGGAGGCGAGUGAUGUUCAGACAGAUGAGGACUGUGAAGAGCUGGUUGAAGAUGGCUUCUCCUUCUCUGCUGACUUUUUGGAGAAGAAAACCAGAAGGAGGAGAUCAAGCAAACCUCCCAUGUCUCCAAAGUCUCCAUACCUCUCCAGUCUGAAUAUGAACCCCAGGAGAGCAGCAGUGGUGGCCUGGAGACUUCCCAGGGCCUCUCUGGGAGAUACCAGAGGUGGGACUCCUGGAGAGAUGGGAUCAGCUCGUUUCACCUCCCUCAGCAACGGUCAUGAUUUAUCCCAGAUGAUUAGAUCAGAGUGUGAUGUCACACCAGAAGUUCUCAAACAGAAUGCAACCGCAAGAAAACAACACAAACAUCUCCACUCUGCAUCCAACGGUUUUACUUUUGGGACGGCUGACUGCAGGGACAAGCAGGACAUGUAUGAUGAGAUAAUUCGCCUCAAGAAGAGUCUUCAGGCACACAAGUCUGACAACCAGCAGAUGAAAGCCAAACUACGCCGCCUGGAGGAAGACAACGCUAGAAGAGAGAAACAGAUUGAGGAGCUGUUAGAUCCCACUAAGGGAUCUGAAUAUACUCGUAGUUUGGUGGAUAAGAAAAAAGAAGGAAGCGUGGUGCUCAAUGGCCUCAAACAGCGAAUACUGAAACUGGAGCAGCAGUGCCGUGAGAAAGAAAACGCCCUCAGUAAACUGCAGAGUGAGCUGAGGACCACUAACCUGGAGGAACUGAAGAUCACAGUAGAAACCUACUUUGAAGAGAUCCAGAGACUGAAGAUGCUUCUAGAAGCUGCGGAGAAAAGUAGUCGAGCUGAGAGUAAGUGCUCCCAGAGGCAGCAGAAAGCUUUAAGCUCCACAGUUUUGCGUCUGUCUGAGAGCCUCAAGCAGCUUCAACAGGAAAACGCAUCACUCAGAGAAGAACUCAACACUGACAGUCCUGCUGGAGGAAUUAAAGGUUACAGAGAGUGGAGUAAACAGAGGCUGUUGAGGAGGCUAUUGGAGCUGGAGAAGAAGCUGGAGGACGGCAGAAGACACGCCCAUUCACGAAAGAGCAGUGGGCGAUUGGAUAAGGAGGCCCAGACCACGACCACUGAGAUUCUAGAUGUUACACAGGGGUUUACCAUGGCAACAGAGGCAGUGGUCUCCGUGGGAACCAACACUGAAGAAGUGGAAGAGGUUUCUGCUCUCAGCAGCCGACUCAGCCAAUUGGAGAAAGAGGGGGAGGAACUACAGGAGACACUGUCAAAGAAAGAUGAGGAGAUGAAACGGCUGAGGACAGAACGAGACAAACUGGAGGAAGAGACGGAACAGUGGAAAGUUGAACAGACGAAUGAACGGGAUAGAGAGAGGCAGCAGCAUAAACAGGAGAUGGAGAAGUUGUGGGUGAGAAUCCAGACUCUGGAGGAAGGCAGAGACCAAACUGCGCAGACUGAGCAGCCUUCUCCUUCUCCUACAAUGUCAGAGAGUCAUGAAGACACUGAAGCCAGAGGAGGAGAUGUGGAGGAGGGAAAAGACAAGAGCAUUAAAGAGGAGGAGUUAAAAAAAGGGCAACAAGGAGAACAAGAUUUGGCUGCUGAUGCAGAGAAAAGGAGUGAAAACAGACAACAAAAAGAAAGAGAAAGAGCAGCGAGAAUUAUUCAGACAAACUGGAGAGAACACAGCAGCCGGGACAUUGUGAUGUUGCAGUCGACAUUAAGAGGCCACAUCCUCAGAGAGUCUCGGCUCAAGGACCUGCUGAAAGACAAACACAAUAAGGCAGCUGAAGGGCCGACCUGCACUGAUCAGGCCACUGAGGCAGAAGGUCUGCUGGAUGUGGCUGCUGUGACGAUGAUACAGUCUGCAUUCAGGGGACACCUGGCCCGCUGUGGUUUGGUAGUAGAGAGCUCAGAGCUCUCUGUGCCUCCUGCUGUGGGAGAACGUUUGCCAACACCAAGAAGACUUCACUCAACACACACACCCAGUCGGACAGGUGCUGCAAAAGGCCAUAAUGUUCUGGAAAAGCAAGAUGAAGAAGACACUCCUGUGCCUGUUUCUAGCACUAAGUCCAGAAGGACACCGACAGGCGAAACAGUCCUCCGGUAUCCGACCGAGUCUGGAGCUGCUGACGUCGACUCUGAUGAUUCAGACGACAUCAUUGUGUCUCCAUCACGGCCUCCGAGGAGGAGAGAAGUCCUGCUCUUAUAAACCAUGUAUGUUUUAGGGUUUUCAAUGAGUAUGAGACAAGGAGAAUUAAAAACAUCUGUCAAAGACUGCGUGUCAGGGGCCUAAACUAGGUUCUUACUGAACCUGUAUCUAAUAGCUGGACAAUUCCAAUUUUAGGUUUAUGAGGAAUAUACACUCUAUUUUCCAUCUGCUGUUCUCAUUGCUCUCAGUGAGUUUUCUACAGUAAUAACCUGAAUGUCAUGGGAAAGUCAGGUGCAGGAUCUGCUGAGACCUAAAUAACUCAGCUUGAUCUAUUCAGGAUAAUAUUAAAAUGUUUGAUUAAAUGUUUCCUGGUUCUUUGUCUGGGAUGUAGGAUCAUCCUGUUUUUGUGGUUUAAAGGUAUAAUUUGUAAUAUUACUACUUUAAAACAUUCAAAAAUUACCUAAAAUGGUCACCAAAGUGCAAAGAAAUUAGUUUUGAAAUGAAAAUAGAACGCAAACUGGGCACAUUUCCAUCAACUGGUUUGAAGCCAAUAAUCGUCUUAGAAGUUGGUGGUCAAGGCUAAGUGCACUGCAAAAAUCCAAAUCUUACCAAGUGUAUUUUUCUCAUUUCUAGUCAAGAUCUCUCAUUACACUUAAGCUAAGACAUAAUCACCUAAAGAGUAACUUUUCAG